Stereum hirsutum FP-91666 SS1 is the source of this 1377-nucleotide messenger RNA. Its product is annotated as WD40 repeat-like protein. NCBI's taxonomy places the organism in Eukaryota, Fungi, Basidiomycota, Agaricomycetes, Russulales, Stereaceae. The coding region runs from base 168 to 1289 and encodes 373 amino acids. The record is from RefSeq and is a predicted model, not a curated record. The transcript is spliced from 7 exons. Gene Ontology annotation, molecular function: protein binding.
CGCUUCGUUCCUGUUACUCCUUCGUCCCUGUUACUCUACGACGACGACAACGACGACGACGCUGCCUGGCUAACCUCUACUCUAAGACUGUCGACACGAUAUCUGCGUUGGAAUACACGCCUUAGCUAAAUACCCAAGACUAACUAAACGCGUCUCUACUCUCAAACAUGGCGGACCUCGACCCGACCUCAGUCCCUCCCGAAUACACCAAAGAAGGCGCAGACUGGCUCGCGGUGUUCAACCCGCACGUGCCGCGCGUCAUGGACGUGAAGUUAGAGGCCAAGUUCACACACGACAGGGUAGUAUGCAGCGUUAGGUUCUCCAAUGACGGGAAAUACGUCGCGAUUGGGCUGGAUGGGGAGGUUCGAUUGUAUGAAGUUGGAUCGGGGAGUGCUCAUGUACUUGCGUUGAACUAUGAGGGUGAGCCACCCACGCGGAACUAUGUUCGAGCUGUGGCGUUCAGUCCGGACGAUAGUAUGGUUGCUGCCGGCACGGAGGAUGCGCUCGUCCGAAUAUGGAGCGUGAGCACCAAAGAGCUCAUUCACACAUUGCAAGGCCAUUCCCGCGAAAUAUACGCUCUCGAAUUCAUCCCGGGCCCUUCGUCUUCACAUUAUUCACUCGCUUCCAGCUCAGGAGACCGCUCUAUUCUCGUUUGGUCCCUCACCCAGUCAUCCUCCCCUUCCCCCACAAGCACUCCUCUCAUCGUCGAGGAGGACCUCCAAUCGCCCAACACAGUCAUCACAGCUCUCGCCGUCUCCCCCGAUGGAAAGUACAUCGCCUCGGGAAACCUCGAAGGCCAGAUCCGACUCUGGAGCUCGCAUGGACCUAGCACGGCGGACGGUGUCAAGGACAACAACGGACGGGAGUGGAAGGCGGUGGUCAGGUGGCAAGCACACGAGGAAGGCGUUUAUAGCGUCAGAUGGGCCAGUGGAAAUGUGAGAGACGUAGGGAUAGUGACGGGGAGUUUGGACAAGACGUUGAAGAGGUGGACGCUGACACUGCCGGACGAGGGUUCGAGUCCAAAGGCGGAGUGCGUGAAGACGAUGGCCGGUCACAAAGAUUUCGUUCUCGCCAGUGCCACCGUUCAAGAGGGCCACAAUUUGAGAGCCGCCAGCGCUUCGAGAGAUGGGAGAGUCAGGUUAUGGGAUCUGAAGAACGGAGAGAUGCAGUUUGUGGUACAAGGGCAUCGUAACGCUGUGACCUCGGUGGACCUCAGUCGCGAUGGGAGGAUGCUACUGUCGGGAAGCGGCGAUGGCGAGGCACGGUUGUGGAGUUAUACCAUCCUUUAACAGGUCCUUCCUGUCAUGUUCUCCCCACUCUAUUGUAAGCUAUACUACUAGCCUGAUGCUACCCGUGAAUGAAUCUCCAUGAGUAAGA